CACGCCGAUCGCAGCCGAACGCGCGUGCCUCACGGAUCCCAGUGCGAUGUGUGCGUGAGGAGCGUGCCCGGGCUUGAAAUCGCAUACAGCAUCACAGGUUCUCGUUGCCUUGUGCGUACAUACAAAAAAGAUAGCUACAGCUGUAUCUGGCUGUAUCAUAACCAAUCAUAACCCGAUAACCGGUGUAACCACGUGCGGGUUUAAAGCGUCCUCGCAAGUUUAUCGGUUUAUCGGUUUAUUUGCGAAAUGACGACGUGUUAUACCGCUUGCUCGUGCAACCCUGUCCCUCAUUGCGCCGACUGGGGCAGAAAUGGGCUGCUCUGUUUCGGAACGCGAAAUGCGAUCGCUAUUUACGAACCAGGCGCGCACAUUGGCCGCGUGAUACAAACGUUGCAUGCGAACAUCGAUCGUAUCACCACGGUACAUUGGAUAAAGCCGAGAAACGGCGCGCCAGAAACGGAAUUGCUGUCUACCUCCGCGGACGGUAGAGCAAUUAUUUGGUCCCAACCAGCAAAUCCACAAAUUCAAGAUAAAUCGUUUUUUUAUAAUGGAAUGUGGAUUGCGGACAAUGAAAUUCGAAUUCGCUCAGUUCCCCGAGGUGAUGCGAUUGUCUUCGCUGAUUCUCUCCAAUUAUCCGAUACUACGUUGAGCUAUUAUGAAGAUUACCCUCCCAGUGUACAGUGGGGAAAAGUAUUAAUAUGCACAGGCAUGGUCACCGGCAGUGUAAAGCUAUGGUUGAGCGAUGAAGACAGACAUUCCACGUACAUUCAGUCUAUAAGUUUUGAAAGUAAGCUAGCGAUAUGCUGCCGCUUGACAUUCUUGCCGAAUAGUGAAUGUCCCCUUUUGGCUAUAGCGUUAGAAGACGCUUCGGUUUCGUUGUAUACUACAAACCUCGAUGAGAAUUCGAUGUCAACAGGGGCUAUUAAAUCGAAUACAAUGUUUCAAAAAGUCCAGCGCUUGGUUGGACAUGAAGACUGGAUAACAUGCAUGGAUUUCACUCAGGAUAACAAUGAAAAUCUUUUUCUUGCAACAUGCUCAAAAGAUAGUAUGAUACGAUUGUGGAAACUCAGCAAGGCUGUCAAAGAUAGCGAAUUGUCGAGUGACGAACUUAAACAGGAAAGUUAUAGUUUUGUGGUAAAUGACAGACAAUAUGAUAUUACUUUGGAGUCUGUGCUCUGUGGUCAUGAAGGCUGGGUUUAUGGUGUACAUUGGUACCCUGUGAAAACAGAUAACUAUCAAACAAUGAAACUACUAUCUUCUUCGAUUGAUAAAACUAUGAUUAUAUGGGAACCAGUUGAACUUAUGAAUGGAAUAUGGACAGAGACGACACGCGUUGGAGAAGUCGGUGGUAAUUCCCUUGGUUUUUAUGGCUGCAAGUUUGGCCCAGAUGGAUCACAUAUAUUGGCACAUGGCUAUCAAGGUUCUUUUCAUAUCUGGAAAUAUUCUCAACAAAUGAACAAAUGGCUUCCACAUCCUACACCUGGUGGACACUUCUCUGAAGUAGUUGAUUUGUGUUGGGAACCAAAAGGAAGGUUUCUUAUCACAGCCAGUACAGACCAAACCACAAGAAUUCAUGCGCCAUAUAAAGGCGACGAUCUUAAGGAGCUAUGGCAUGAGAUUGCACGUCCUCAGAUACAUGGAUAUGACAUGUCCUGUUUAACCAUGUUAGCACCACACAUAUACGCUUCUGGAGCGGAUGAGAAGGUGGUGCGCGUUUUCAUGGCCACGUCGGCGUUCAGGAAUCGAUUGCAAUCAUUGGCGAAUGUUGAAGAUUUCAAAUCCGUAAGAGCUCAUAAUGCUGCUGUACCCUCUCUUGGAUUAACAAACAAAGCAAUGUACAAUGGAAAAAAUGAUGAAGAGAAAACAGAAAAUUUAGAAGACACUGAAAAUUUAACGACGUACGAACCACCCACAGAAGAGGAAUUGAUGCAAAAUACCCUUUGGCCAGAAACAAAUAAACUUUAUGGGCAUGGCUACGAAAUAUUCUCUAUAGCAGCAAGACACGAUGGAAAAUUACUGGCUACAGCAUGCAAAUCAACUAAUAAAGAACACGCGGCAAUUUUAUUAUGGGACACCGAUACCUGGUCACAAGUUCAACGAUUAGUCCAUCAUCAAUUGACUGUGACGCAAAUGGAGUUUUCUCCAAAUAAUAAAUAUUUACUGUCCGUAUCCAGAGAUAGAGGAUGGGCGUUGUUCGAAUCUACGGAUGAAAAUUAUCAGUUAGUCGCAGCCUGUUACGGCAAAGACAAUCCACACACACGAUUAAUUUGGUGCUGUGCUUGGACGCAAGACUCGAAUUAUUUCGCGACUGGAUCCAGAGAUGGAAAUGUCGUAGUAUGGUCCCCAAAUAUAAGAAAAAAUAAUAUUGUACCAAAGACUGUUCAGAAAGAGUGGAAGGAAGCAGUUACAGCUUUAUGCUUUGUGCCAAGUCACAUCACACAAGGAUCUUACAUUCUGGCUAUUGGAUUUGAGAAAGGACACAUAGAAAUUCAAAAAGUUAAUAUGGAGUUGAGCGAUAAAUGGGAUUUGCUGUUGAGUUAUGAUACUGAUCAGGCUCAUCAUUUAACAGUAAAGAGACUAAAGUUUCGACCUACCAAUCAUUUGCAUAACUUGCAAUUAGCAAGCUGUAGUUCUGAUCAUUCUGUUAAAAUUCACAAUAUAAAAUUGUCAUUAUUAGGACUAUAAUUUUUGCAAGAAUUAUAGAUUUCUUCUGUAACAUUGUUAUUCUUAUAAAAUUUUAUAAAAAUGAUCUUGUGAUACAAAAUACUUGUGUAAUAUAAAUUUCAAGUAAAUGUCUAAAAGAAAAGGUC
Molecule: messenger RNA, 2810 nt
Organism: Monomorium pharaonis (pharaoh ant)
Lineage: Eukaryota; Metazoa; Arthropoda; Insecta; Hymenoptera; Formicidae
Gene: Elp2
Product: probable elongator complex protein 2
Exons: 2
Coding region: 247-2685 (812 amino acids)
Biological process (GO): tRNA wobble uridine modification
Cellular component (GO): elongator holoenzyme complex
Molecular function (GO): protein binding
Source: RefSeq, a predicted model, not a curated record